This is a messenger RNA of Penicillium angulare, 711 nucleotides long. Its product is annotated as GPI anchored serine-threonine rich family protein. The record is from RefSeq and is a predicted model, not a curated record. The coding region runs from base 1 to 711 and encodes 236 amino acids. The transcript is spliced from 2 exons. Lineage: Eukaryota; Fungi; Ascomycota; Eurotiomycetes; Eurotiales; Aspergillaceae.
AUGCGUUCCGCUAUCAUCGCUGCUGCUGCCUUCUCGGCUCUCGUCUCCGCCGGAAGUGAGGCUAACGCCUUCAACAACCCCAAGGGUGGCUACGUCUUCACUGCUGGUGAUUCCACCACUCUGUCCUGGGACCCUAGCACCAGCGGCACUGUCUCCCUGCGUCUGCAGUGGGGCUCCGUGACCACCGCCGAGUCCGGUGAUGCCAUUGCCUCCAGCAUUGACAACAGUGGCUCCUACACCUGGGACGUCCCCACUGACCUGGUGAAGGACCGCGAGUACUCCAUUGAGAUCAUCGAUGACUCCGACGCUGAUGACUACAACUUCCUGCCUUACUUCACUGUCGCUGGUGCCACUGAGACUGCCUCGGCUACUGCCUCCGCCACUUCCGCCAGCUCGACUUCCGCCAGCAGCACUGAGGCUUCCACCAGCUCCACCAGCAGCAGCUCUUCCACCUCUAGCUCUUCCACCAGCUCUACCCCCACCACCAUGACCACCAUGAGCUCUACCAGCUCCAGCUCCAGCUCCAGCACCUCCAGCACCAGCGGCUCUAGCUCUGCUACCCCCAUCGCUACCACUUCCAGCUCAGCCGUGUCUAGCACCAGCGCUUCCGCUUCUUCUUCCUCCACCGCUGUCCCCACCAACGCCGCCGGUAUCAACCGCGUCUCCGGUGGUUUGCUGGCCGUGGCUGCCGGUGCCGCUAUGCUGCUGUAA